Molecule: messenger RNA, 3121 nt
Organism: Trachemys scripta elegans
Lineage: Eukaryota; Metazoa; Chordata; Testudines; Emydidae
Product: alpha-N-acetylgalactosaminide alpha-2,6-sialyltransferase 2-like
Exons: 8
Coding region: 676-1797 (373 amino acids)
Molecular function (GO): sialyltransferase activity
Source: RefSeq, a predicted model, not a curated record
GCUGCACCGAGCUCAGUGCACGUACAAUCCACCCGCCCGUAAUUUCCAGUACGACCAAAGGUGCUUCAGAGACACGUCCCAGGGCUGGAAAGAGCCCUCUGUGAUCAGGCAGUGCCGCUGGAAGGUGCAAAGGCAGGGAGGAGGCCCGGGCAGGGGCAAAGAGCCCCUAUGGGACGGAAGCUAAUGGAAGUGGGGUGGCUGGGUUGGAGGUGGGCUAGGCAGGCAGUGAGGUGGACCGAGGCUGGGUGGGUCGGUGGACGGGAAGCCACAUCUUGCAUAGCAUGGAGUUCUCCUUGCAGAUUCCUAGGAACGGUCUCUUCCCCUUCCCCCUUUCUGUGCCGCCCUCUUCUGGGAUCCUUUCCAGGCUGGACAGAGCCGUCCACUCCACCUCCCAUCCGCCUGAUCUCUUUCCGAAGGGCCCUCUGCUGGCAGAGCUGACGUGCUUUAGCCUCGAGGCUGCCUGGGAUCCUGGAGAAACGCAGCUGGGUUAGAAUUUGAGCGGAGAGGUACGAGGUGGGGGGAUCCGGAGGGGCCGCUCGGGGCUGUGUGCACGAAGAGGCCGACCGUGAGCCGGGUUUGUGUGUCUGCACCUGCUCCACAGCUUCCACGGGGCCGCGAGAACCGCCGCGUCGCCCAGACCCUGCUCCAACACCUGCCGGUGCCGCUGCGCCAGCCAUGGUCCGCCUGCGAAGCUGGGCCCUGCGCUGGGCCCUGCUGGGUGCCGGGACCCUGCUGCUUCUGUACCAAGCCAGGACCCACUACAGCCGGGGAAGCUUCCCGAGCUUUUCCUACAGGGAUCCUCUCGGCGCUCGCCAGCCUGGAGCCAGAGCCAUGACAGCGCAGGCACCGGUGACCCCGCUGGGCAGUAGGGCCCCCAGCGCCACGCUGCAGCCGUUCUUGGGGGACCUGUAUGGCCGGGACGAGACGUACCGGAACUCGAGGUGCCCCAUUGGCAUCAGGAAGAGGAUCGCAAGCACCAAGUUCAGCAGCGUCUUCCUGGAGGCCAUCCCAGUGCUGCAGUGGGCCCGGCAUGCCCGGCUGGCUGAGUAUCAACGCCUGCGGAGCUACGGGGGGGCCCACGGCUGGCAGGAGGUCGGCUGGCCCGUUGUGAGGGACGCGCUGACCCGUCUCAACACGUCGGCCAAUGAGCACAUGUUCGACGCCCGCCCCGGAGCUGCUGCGGGCGUCUCCCCCUGCGUCCGCUGCGCCGUGGUGGGCAACGGUGGUAUCCUGAAUGGCUCCCGGGCAGGGGCUGCGAUCGACCGGCACGACUAUGUCUUCAGGGUCAACGGGGCCCUCACCAAGGGCUUCGAAAGAGACGUGGGCCGCAGGACCUCCUUCUACGUCUUCUCCACUAACACCAUGAUGAAUUCGCUGCAUAACUACGCCAGCGAUGGCUUCCGCCAGCUGCCCCAGACUCUGGAAACCAAGUACAUCUUCCUCCCGGACCACGACCGAGAUUACCUGCUGCUCCGGGCAGCCCUGACCCACCGCCCUGUCAACAGAGGCCCAGAUGAGGGUGCUCGGUUCCUUCGCUCUGGCAUUUUGGACACCCCGCAGUGGAGGCUGUACCGUCCCUCCACUGGGGCAGUGAUGCUGUUGGCUGCCCUCCACACCUGCGAUGAGGUGAGCGCUUACGGGUUCAUCACCCCCGACUACCAGGCCUACUCCGAUCACUACUUCGACCUGACGCACAAGGCCCUGGUGUUCUACGCCAACCACGACCUGCAGCUGGAGAUGAGCCUGUGGCAGGAACUGCACCAGAGCCGGCUCCUCACGCUGCACAUGAGAGGCUGAAGAUCAGGUCUGCGCUGGGCAGUGCAGAGUGAAGGGAUUGACGCACCGGCUCAGACGGGACCUGGCUGGUGGGGCGCUGGGGCAGAGACACCGGCACUGCACUGGGAACAAACCCUGCGUCAAGCGUGAAGCUGGGACCUAGACCUCAGGGAAGGAAAAGCCCCGUUGGACUGUCCAGCUGUCGCCCCACUGUGCUCAGGGCAGGACGCUGUGAGCUGGGACGCGGCUCCUGCACCUUGCCUAGCGCUUUCAAGCCUCUCCCUUCGGGGUCAGAGUUCGGCUGCGCUUCACUUGGGCAUCUACAAUCCCCGGGCCGGAUUCCCAGCUGCUGUGAACCGCUCCCUGGAUGGGACAGCGGCUCAGGCUCCAGCCCUCCCCCAUUCUCUUUGCAUCAUUUUUUAAAUGUGACUUGAACUGUAGCGAGAUCAUUGUACCCCCAGGUAUUGUGAUCUCCACCUGCUCCAAACCAGCCGGCCCCAGCCAGACCUGGCGCUAGCUUGGGGGUUCUAGGUACAGGUUCCCUUCUCGGGUUGGGGCUUCCAGAUCAGUUUGGAGUGGGCCAGAAGUCCUGCAACCCCACCCAGCCCUGCUAGCUCGGGAAGCCCACAGCGGUGGGCACAAUGUAGUUGGAUGGCCGAUGCUGGCGUAGUUUUGGGUCGUAGGCUCAGCCCUGCCUUUUCAUGGCAGUGUCUCUCCAUCCCGUGAGCAGCAGCGUUGGCUAACUUCUAGGCCGAUAGCCCAUUUAUUCACGUCUGAAUUGGGCAAUUUAUACAACAGAUUCUGUAGCUUUAUCCUGGCUGGCUGCCUGGGACCCUCGGUGGAAACGGAGCCUGAAUCGCAGGGCGGUGAGCCAGUUGUCUGCAGGGCUCCCGGGUCUGGUUUGCAGGCAGUAGUCCGGGCCCCUGGCGGGGAGGUCGGUCGGCCCAUGGACUCCGUCCUCACCCACAGGUCUCCUAUUCCCUUUGAUGGGAGUCGUGUUCACGGAAAGGCAGCCGCGUCUGUCCUGCUAGAAUGGGGCCAAGUGCUUCCUUGGGACGUUUCCCUCGAGGGAGCCAGGCGUCACUCAGCAAUGGCUUUAGCCUUUCCUGCUGGCUGACCCCCGCUCCCAUCUGCUGGCGCAGGCUUGGGGCACGGCUGCCCCCUCUGGUCCAUGCGGCCUGGGGAAGGAGUGCAGCAGGUGUGACAUUGUGAGUGUAAUACAAUAUCUCAUUGAAAGGUGACAGGGCCAGAAAGAGUUAAUUAACUCAGACUGACCUGACCCCUGGCCGAACUUUAGAGACUGGUUAGGAAGAUCCGUAAAUGAAUAGAGCUUUGAAAUGCAAGU